AUGCUCACAGAUUUCUUCUGGCGGAGCACCUCAUACGAAUCCACCACUGUCUUGCGGCGCGCUCUUCCCUCGCUCUCCGCCGCGCGUGUGUAUCGCUUCCGUCAGCCAAAAUCCUGCCGCAUCAUCGAAGCAAUGGGAAGGACAAUGCUGCACACCACGGCGGCUCGGCACGCGCAGCUCUUCAGGCUGACGCAGCGCAGGUUGCAGUCCGGCAUCUUCACGGCGUGCCCGUACCAUGGGGCCAAGGAGGGAUCUGCCACGGUCAUGGCGCAAGGGGCAAUGGAGCACUGCCCUGUGGUGGGCACAACGCCGCACAUGGGUUGCCCUGUAGAGGCGGGGCUGUGCGACCGCCGGCCGCCGACCAUGUCGACAAUGGUGUCGCAGAUGGGCAAGUCGCAGCUCUCCGCCUACGUGGCUGCCACGGCGUUGGCGGGAUACGUGAUUGCCGGUGGCACCGUUCCCUUAGUUGCGGCCGCCGUCACUGCCGGCACAAUGCUACAGUCCUGCUCCGCCAACACGGCGAACCAGAUCAUCGAGGCACCGUAUGAUAAGCUAAUGAAGCGCACCUGCCGUCGACCUCUCCCGAUGAAGCUCCUCUCACCCCAGGCAGCUACGGCCAUCUCCGGGAUGGAGCUGGCCUUCGGCACUGGGCUGCUGUACUGCGUCAGCCCCCCGGCGGCGGCCUUGGGUGUCUUCAACUGGUUCUUGUACGUCUGCAUUUACACUCCGCUGAAGCGCGUCUCCGCACUCAACACGUGGUUCGGCUCUAUCGUAGGAGGCGUGCCGCCGCUCAUGGGAGGCAUUGCCGUCGCCGGUAUCAUCACGCCGCCGGUGUGGCUGCUGGCGACGUUCCUGUUUGUGUGGCAAAUUCCGCACUUCAACGGGCUCGCCUUCCACUGCCGGCGCGACUACGAGGUGGCCGGCUACAAGAUGCUAGCCUUCUACAAUCCCUGGCGCGCGUCCUUCUACGCCGUUGCCCUCUCUGUAUUGAUGGCCUUCCUCACUCUCGUCUGCCCAACGCUCGCCGGUAUGGAGGUGGAGGGUGUGUGGUACUACUCUGUGACGGCCGCCGCCAACGCGCUCAUGAUCUACAAGUCGCUCCUCUUUCACAACGAGCCGGUGCGCCACUGCCGCGGCUGCUUCGUCUUCUCGUAUGUGUAUCUCAGCGUGGUCCUCGCGGCGAUCAUGCUAAACCACAUUCAGCCGAUGCACCUCGCGCAGCGCGCCAUAGACUAUGUGACUGCGGAGGCAACCGAGGCGUCCGCAGCGUUGUCGGCGGUAACAUCCACCGCAGAGACGUAG
Leishmania mexicana MHOM/GT/2001/U1103 is the source of this 1302-nucleotide messenger RNA. Its product is annotated as putative protoheme IX farnesyltransferase. The coding region runs from base 1 to 1302 and encodes 433 amino acids. Gene Ontology annotation, biological process: heme biosynthetic process. The transcript has a single exon. NCBI's taxonomy places the organism in Eukaryota, Euglenozoa, Kinetoplastea, Trypanosomatida, Trypanosomatidae. The record is from RefSeq and is a predicted model, not a curated record. Gene Ontology annotation, cellular component: mitochondrion; mitochondrial membrane. Gene Ontology annotation, molecular function: protoheme IX farnesyltransferase activity.